Tetranychus urticae (two-spotted spider mite) is the source of this 3585-nucleotide messenger RNA. RefSeq lists its product as uncharacterized. The record is from RefSeq and is a predicted model, not a curated record. NCBI's taxonomy places the organism in Eukaryota, Metazoa, Arthropoda, Arachnida, Trombidiformes, Tetranychidae.
AAGACGAGAAAUCAUAAGAUGGUGAUGAUGAUGAUUGUCAAGAUAUAACUAGAUGAAAUAUAACAGUUGAUGGAUAUGCUUUUAGGGAAAAGACAAAGUGAAAAGUAAAAAAAAGGCUUGAUAACAACAUAAUGUAAGCUCUGGUUGGCUUAUUGUUGUUCAUGGUAAGAACUCAGCACCCAAAAAAAAGUUCACCAGUGAAUAUGUUCAGGGAUAACAACAAUGGUGGUAAUAACAAAACAAUAUGUAUGCCGGGGUCACACUUGGUUUCAAUUGUUACAGUUACAAUUUAAAGUUGCCAGUUGAACAACAAGAGUAGGAAGAUGAAAAAGCAGUGAAGACACUUUUUACCAUUGUAAGUUAAUGGAGGUUCUUGUUGUUGGAUUUAACGCAUGUGAAGAGAUGUUUAGAUCGAGAUGAUGUUCAAGUUGUUGUUGAUGAUGCUGAUGAUGCUGAUGAUGAUGAUGAACAAUCGAUAGGUAGAAAAAAAUAGAAAGUAAAACUAGAAAGAGAGUUGACUAAGGAAUGAUUUGACUCUCUUUUAGCCUUCAUUUCUGGCACAAAUUUUCUGGCAACAUUGGGUUAAGAUAAUAUUAUAAGAUUUUUCCCUAUUGACAAUCUUUUCUGCUCCUUCUUGUCUCAUUGCUUGAAAACAUAAUAAACAUCUAUGGAUAUAUAUCAAGUUAUUUUGUAUUAAAAACUGUCUCUCUCCCAUUCAUCUUGGUUACUCCAAUCAACACCACAUUAUUGUUAUCAGUAUUCAAGUGUUAAAUCAUCUCAUCAAAGUCCACUUUCAUUAUUUUGUUAACCACAGUUAUUGCUAUCAAAAGAAAACUCUAUUUAAUGCUUUCCUCUCUUUCCUUGGAUACAACAUUGGACUUUACAAUGGCCUUUUUCAAUAUUGUGAUACAUUAUUCAAUCAUUUUUCAUUAGUUUGUUUUGUUUUUAUUUUUGGUUGCCGUUGUUAUCAUUAUAAUUGCUACUCCUGUUGUUACUGUUGUUUAUGACCAACAUUAAAAAAACAAACAAUGAACCAAAAUAUAUGCAUACAAUAUUUUAAAGCGUUAUUCGUUAACCUGAAACUCUAACUGUUAAUGUUGCUAACAAAUGAAUAUCAAAAUGAUACAAAUGUGUCCAUCUUUACUACAACCACUGGCAAUCAUCCAAUACAAUUAUAAUUAUCUUUAUCAACCAAUAUUUUCUUGAUACACCAUUUUAAUAGUCAUCAUUAUCAACUAAUACAUUUCGCUUUCCAUUGGGUUUACCAUCAAAGCCAAAAAAUUGAAGCAACACCAAAAACAAUCCAUUUUACAUCAUGUUAUCCUGUUUGUUUACAACUAAUGUAUUCAUGGAGAGCAAAUUAAUUAUACAUUUUAAUCUUUGACACAACAAUCAAUUUGUAAUUCAAUCUAUGAAUGAAGAUAUUAAAUGAAGCUGGGUUUGUUAUGCGUUGAGAUGGUAAUCAUUAUGUUUCUCGGUAAUAUUGGAUCAGAUUAUCCUGAUGAUUUACCAUCUUCUUGUCCUCGAGAUAAAUCAAGAUUGGUUAAAACCAUAGUUGAUAAGAAAAUUUUACCCAUUUUUGAACGUUAUCGCAUUGAAAUGCCUAUUGAAUGUCCUUUCCAUCCUCAUCGUGAUGUCCUUUGGUGGCCUGAAGAUAAUUUAUCGACAUUUAUCUUCAAUGAUCCAGAUGGCCAAUCCUCAACAUCCACACUUUCGGUUACCUCAAUCACUGCGACUCUUGCUUCGUUUUUCACAUCAAUAUGGCGAUGUCCACUUUGUAGUAAAAUAUUUGCCUGUUCCGAAACUUUGGCCUCACAUUGGGAUGCUGAACAUCGACUUUACCGUCACAGGACUGAAAAUUUUGUGUGCCUAAGUGACUUUUGUGAUUUCAUGCGAUGCGAUGUGUUGAGCCGUCGUCGUAUUUAUCCAACCAUUGGUACAUCCAAAUACUUGGCUCGAGUUCUUUCACCAACAUUAUCAAUUGAUCCUGGAUAUCUGUCGCCUCCUUCAUUACUACCCACCCUUAAUCCAGAGAAUUGCAAUAAAACUGAAAUGGUUGAAUUGGAAAAACGUUGUCAAACUGUGGUUCGCCAGUGUAUCCUACCCCUGUUGAUAGAUAAGAUAACAAUGAAAGAUUUUCGAGACAUGGAGGAAGAUAUGGUUAAAGAAACUUGUGGUUACCUUAAUUGUGAAAAAUUUUGGGACAUGACAAUUCAUAUGGAUCGGACCAGGCCAUUGUCAUUAUGCGUACUGAUUGGUAUAAUCAUGAUUAUUGGAUUCCUUAUUUGUUACUACAUUGUCUGGUCCCUUUUUGAGUCAACAAUGGGUCUUAAACAAGAAAGACUAAAGCAAUUUAAGAUGCGACAAUUGAAAGGAGACCGACAAGCUAUUUUAACGACGCCAACAUCAAAAAAAGUAGCAACACCGACAGAAUCUUCAGGAUCACUUGCAAAGAAACGAUUACACCAAAGUAUGCCCGUUCGUCAAUCUGGUGAGUCUGAAACAUCGCAAGAAAAUAGUCCGGCAUCAAAUGAGAGUAGAUACAUGGUUACACAUACUGGUAGACGGCAUCAGCGACCAAGUCAUCUUUAUUUGGCCUCAGAGUUGGCUCUUUUACUUGAGAAAAGAUCAAUGGAAACAGUUCCAGAAUCCUCUGAUGACCAAGGAUCAAUCAGCUUGGCUUCGCAAUCGAUUUCUUCGCCUUUACCAUUUCACCAUAAGCAAUCACCAUCAUUUGGUAUGAAUCGAUCAGAUGUAGCGAUAAUAUCUGACCGACAAAAUGAUUCUCAAGCUUCACAGGGUUCACAAAAUUCUCGCCAAUCUAAAAAUAGUUCACAAUCAACAGCUUCAACACAAGAAGCAGUCAAUAACCGUUUGCACCACUUUCCCAAUCGAAGGCGAGAUUUUGCGUUGAAAGGUCGACGGAAUAAGUAUGAUGAUGAUCACAGCUAUGAUGAUGAAGAUACAGACGAUUUAGUGGGGGUAACCAAAGAAUCUAGAUCUCAGUCUAUAAUUAAAUCAUCGCCAUCACCUCCAUGUAUAAAGACAAGGGCAAGAGUUGAAGGAACAAUGUCUGAUUUAGAAACUAGAAGACCAUGUGAAUAUCGUAAUAUGAGAUCACCGGGUGAAAGCUUUACAGGUCGAGAGAUUAAAAAUGGUACACGAGACUGUGAGGUUAAUCUUAAUAAAGUAGUAAGAUCAACUAGUCGCAGUCUACACCGUGUAUCAUACUCCAUAGGAAAUCAAGGGUUGGAAAGAGGUCGUGGAGUUGAACGAGAUUCAUCAGCUUCCGAUACAGUCACAAGCGUAGGUCCAGAUAUUGAAUCAGAGCCAGUGGUUUCAUCCACAAGUGGAAGACGGUUUAACAGGCCAGGAGUCGUUCGUAGUAUUUCUUCAGCAGGAAAAACACGGCGAUUAGCAAUGGUUUCCCAGCGAUAUUCAUCACAGCCAUCGUCUUCAACAACAGCUGAUGCACCAACAACCUUUGAUGCAAACCAGCCUCGAUAUCCAUUGAUUAAAUCACAAUCUAACCCAGUUGUUCCUGUUAGACGGUCAAAAAGCCAAUUAACAUCAUUAAAUCGAUGA